GAGAGUCGACAGUCAAGAAUCGAAACUGAGUUUUGGAUUUGGAGUAUAAUAAAAUAUGAUAAUUUAGGUUAGAAUUAGACCUGUGAAAGUGUAAAAGUGAAUAAGUAAAAAGUGAAUUCCAAAACAAAUAAUAUUUACUAGUAAGUGAAAUUCUUAAUUCAAAUAUUUAACAAAAAUUUAUCUUAGCUCGCCAUGAAAAAUACAGCGACUGUUCUUAAAAGAAUCAACUAUCCGACAACUCCUGUGCCGUUUGAACAAUAUCUUCCCUUGAAACUAAAAAACUACGUAUCUGGUAAAGGAGAAAAAUCUGAAUCACGGAAAUGUACUAAUGAAAUGUUUAUUCUACUUGGCUGUUUGAGGAAAAACGAAUUUGAAAAUAAAGAAUGUCUGAAGGAGGCCAAGCAGUUUCAAGAUUGUGUAAAUUUUUUUGCUGAAGAAAAAAAGAAGCACAUCGAACUAGUCAGGACUGGAUCUUUGACUCCUGGUGCCAAGAAACUAACCCAUAAGCAACUUAAUAUCCUACUAAAGAGAUACCCAAAUCCGCAAUGAAAAAUUGUAAUAUAUUGUUAGUGUUGUUUCUUCAUUAAAACAGAGGAUUAUUGUAGUAG
Molecule: messenger RNA, 608 nt
Organism: Nilaparvata lugens (brown planthopper)
Lineage: Eukaryota; Metazoa; Arthropoda; Insecta; Hemiptera; Delphacidae
Exons: 1
Coding region: 193-549 (118 amino acids)
Biological process (GO): mitochondrial translation
Cellular component (GO): nucleoplasm; mitochondrial ribosome; mitochondrion
Molecular function (GO): RNA binding
Source: RefSeq, a predicted model, not a curated record